AUGCGUUCAGCUCUGUCCCUUGUCGCCGUCCUUGCAGCAAGCUUUGUUGCAUUCGCGACGCCAAUUGAACGCCCCACUGGACCCUGUGUGGCUGAACACUGUUCAGAGGAUCUUCAAAAUGUCAUAUUCAAGAGUGACUCUAUUCGGGCUCCCAUCACUCGUCCUCGAGGACUGAGCAAUGCCGAGCGGCUACAAAGGGGAAUGACACUCAACCCUCCCGUCCGUAGAGGUACGUCUACUGGCGUUCGCCGACAAGCACCAUCGUCUUUCCCAGCAUUAAGAAGGAGGGGGCACUUGCAACUCAUACGGUCUGACACUGACGAACCUCUCGGCUUCAUCUCCAAGAGAUCACUCAACAGGGGGCAACUCCAGUUCGAAUCCGAUCCUGCAGACGCAGUUGUCUUCAAUUUUAGGGCUGACGACACUUCUACGGUUCAGCGACGCUUGAGAGGGUCUUCUACCAUUUUCCGCCGUUUGAGAAUCACAAUUGAGAACUCGAACCUCACCGAUCCGAACAUACUUCUGGGGUUGGUUCAAGGUAGGGAUGAUGCAACGCCUGACAUCGGCAUUGGAUCUUUUAAUUAUCUGUACUUCGCGGGCGUUUCACCUCCGGGCACUGCUCCCCGUGCAAAACCCACUGUCAUCCCCAAUGCCUUCACUGAUGUUACGCACAUCAAAAGAGCAGUGGAAACUGACAUUUGGAUUGUUAACCUCUCCACUGGACUUAUCACUGCGCAGUGGAUCAAUACUAAUGGCUCAAAACCGAAAACAAAGUUUUUCUCUCAACAUGGAAGGUUGUACGCUGGAGGUGACUUUGCCGCUUUCUCCUCUAAGUAUGGUCACAAGGUCGUCCCAUUCAAAUUCAAAAUCAUCGAGAUUUGA
Messenger RNA from Laccaria bicolor S238N-H82, 882 nucleotides. RefSeq lists its product as uncharacterized. The transcript is spliced from 8 exons. Bases 1 to 882 code for a protein of 293 amino acids. The record is from RefSeq and is a predicted model, not a curated record. Lineage: Eukaryota; Fungi; Basidiomycota; Agaricomycetes; Agaricales; Hydnangiaceae.